AUGACGGUAGAAGCUUCCGAAGAAGGGUUUCUUAAGUGUCCUCCAGUGUCUCUGCCCACGUUCCUCCUUUCCAAACCGCCUCCCAAAAUGGAGAAGCUGGACGCCACUAUCCAUAUCACCAAUGACAGUAACACCAAUGACAGCAUCAUCAAUGACAGCAUCACCAAUGAGAGCAUCACCAAUGACAGUAACACCAAUGACAGCAUCACCAAUGACAACAUCACCAAUGACAGCAUCACCAAUGACAGCAUCACCAAUGACAGUAACACCAAUGACAGCAUCACCAAUGACAGUAUCACCAAUGACAGCAUCGCCAAUGACAGCAUCACCAAUGACAGUAUCAUCAAUGACAGCAUCACCAAUGACAGCAUCACCAAUGACAGUAUCACCAAUGACAGUAUCACCAAUGACAGUAUCAUCAAUGACAUUAACACCAAUGACAGCAUCACCAAUGACAGCAUUAGCAAUGACAGCAUCACCAAUGACAGUGUCACCAAUGACAGUAUCACCAAUGACAGUAUCACCAAUGACAGCAUCACCAAUGACAGUAUCAUCAAUGACAGCAUCACCAAUGACAGUAUCACCAAUGACAGCAUCACCAAUGACACCAUUAGCAAUGACAGCAUCAUCAAUGACAGUAUCACCAAUGACAGCAUCACCAAUGACAGCAUCACCAAUGACAGUAACACCAAUGACAGCAUCACCAAUAACAGCAUCACCAAUGACAGCAUCACCAAUGACAGAAUCACCAAUGACAGUGUCAUCAAUGACAACAUCACCAAUGACAGCAUCACCAAUGACAGCAUAACCAAUGACAGUAACACCAAUGACAGCAUCACCAAUGACAGUAUCACCAAUGACAGUAACACCAAUGACAGUAUCAUCAAUGACAGCAUCACCAAUGACAGCAUCACCAAUGACAGUAUCACCAAUGACAGCAUCACCAAUGACAGCAUUAGCAAUGACAGCGUCACCAAUGACAGCAUCAUCAAUGACAGUAACACCAAUGACAGUAUCACCAAUGACAGUAACACUAAUGACAGUGUCAUCAACGACAGUAUCACCAAUGACAGCAUCACCAAUGACAGCAUUAGCAAUGACAGCGUCACCAAUGACAGCAUCAUCAAUGACAGUAACACCAAUGACAGUAUCACCAAUGACAGUAACACUAAUGACAGUGUCAUCAACGACAGCAUCGCCAAUGACAGCAUCACCAAUGACAGUAUCAUCAAUGACAGCAUCACCAAUGACAGCAUCACCAAUGACAGUAUCACCAAUGACAGUAUCACCAAUGACAGUAUCAUCAAUGACAUUAACACCAAUGACAGCAUCACCAAUGACAGCAUUAGCAAUGACAGCAUCACCAAUGACAGUGUCACCAAUGACAGUAUCACCAAUGACAGUAUCACCAAUGACAGCAUCACCAAUGACAGUAUCAUCAAUGACAGCAUCACCAAUGACAGUAUCACCAAUGACAGCAUCACCAAUGACACCAUUAGCAAUGACAGCAUCAUCAAUGACAGUAUCACCAAUGACAGCAUCACCAAUGACAGCAUCACCAAUGACAGUAACACCAAUGACAGCAUCACCAAUAACAGCAUCACCGAUGACAGCAUCACCAAUGACAGAAUCACCAAUGACAGUGUCAUCAAUGACAACAUCACCAAUGACAGCAUCACCAAUGACAGCAUAACCAAUGACAGUAACACCAAUGACAGCAUCACCAAUGACAGUAUCACCAAUGACAGCAUCACCAAUGACAGUAUCAUCAAUGACAGCAUCACCAAUGACAGCAUCACCAAUGACAGUAUCACCAAUGACAGCAUCACCAAUGACAGCAUUAGCAAUGACAGCGUCACCAAUGACAGCAUCAUCAAUGACAGUAACACCAAUGACAGUAUGACCAAUGACAGUAACACUAAUGACAGUGUCAUCAACGACAGUAUCACCAAUGACAGCAUCACCAAUGACAGUAUAAUCAAUGACAUUAACACCAAUGACAGCAUCACCAAUGACAGCAUUAGCAAUGACAGCAUCACCAAUGACAGCGUCACCAAUGACAGUAUUACUAAUGACAGUAUCACUAAUGACAGCAUCACCAAUGACAGUAUCAUCAAUGACAGCAUUACCAAUGAGAGUAUCACCAAUGACAGCAUUAGCAAUGACAGUAUCAUCAAUGAACUUAACACCAAUGACAGCAUCAUCAAUGACAGUAUCACCAAUGACAACAUCACCAAUGACAGCAUCACCAAUGACAGCAUCACCAAUGACAGUAACUCCAAUGACAGCAUCACCAAUGACAGUAUCACCAAUGACAGCAUCACCAAUGACAACAUCACCAAUGACAGCAUCACCAAUGACAGCAUCACCAAUGACAGUAACACCAAUGACAGUAACACCAAUGACAACAUCACCAAUGACAGCAUCACCAAUGAGAGCAUCACCAAUGACAGUAACACCAAUGACAGCAUCACCAAUGACAACAUCACCAAUGACAGCAUCACCAAUGACAGCAUCACCAAUGACAGUAACACCAAUGACAGCAUCACCAAUGACAGUAUCACCAAUGACAGCAUCGCCAAUGACAGCAUCACCAAUGACAGUAUCAUCAAUGACAGCAUCACCAAUGACAGCAUCACCAAUGACAGUAUCACCAAUGACAGUAUCAUCAAUGACAUUAACACCAAUGACAGCAUCACCAAUGACAGCAUUAGCAAUGACAGCAUCACCAAUGACAGUGUCACCAAUGACAGUAUCACCAAUGACAGUAUCACCAAUGACAGCAUCACCAAUGACAGUAUCAUCAAUGACAGCAUCACCAAUGACAGUAUCACCAAUGACAGCAUCACCAAUGACACCAUUAGCAAUGACAGCAUCAUCAAUGACAGUAUCACCAAUGACAGCAUCACCAAUGACAGCAUCACCAAUGACAGUAACACCAAUGACAGCAUCACCAAUAACAGCAUCACCAAUGACAGCAUCACCAAUGACAGAAUCACCAAUGACAGUGUCAUCAAUGACAACAUCACCAAUGACAGCAUCACCAAUGACAGUAACACCAAUGACAGCAUCACCAAUGACAGUAUCACCAAUGACAGCAUCACCAAUGACAGUAUCAUCAAUGACAGCAUCACCAAUGACAGCAUCACCAAUGACAGUAUCACCAAUGACAGCAUCACCAAUGACAGCAUUAGCAAUGACAGCGUCAUCAAUGACAGCAUCAUCAAUGACAGUAACACCAAUGACAGUAUCACCAAUGACAGUAACACUAAUGACAGUGUCAUCAACGACAGUAUCACCAAUGACAGCAUCACCAAUGACAGUAUAAUCAAUGACAUUAACACCAAUGACAGCAUCACCAAUGACAGCAUUAGCAAUGACAGCAUCACCAAUGACAGCGUCACCAAUGACAGUAUUACUAAUGACAGUAUCACUAAUGACAGCAUCACCAAUGACAGUAUCAUCAAUGACAGCAUCACCAAUGAGAGUAUCACCAAUGACAGCAUUAGCAAUGACAGUAUCAUCAAUGAAAUUAACACCAAUGACAGCAUCAUCAAUGACAGUAUCACCAAUGACAACAUCACCAAUGACAGCAUCACCAAUGACAGCAUCACCAAUGACAGUAACUCCAAUGACAGCAUCACCAAUGACAGUAUCACCAAUGACAGCAUCACCAAUGACAACAUCACCAAUGACAGCAUCACCAAUGACAGCAUCACCAAUGACAGUAACACCAAUGACAGUAACACCAAUGACAACAUCACCAAUGACAGCAUCACCAAUGACAGUAUCAUCAAUGACAGCAUCACCAAUGACAGCAUCACCAAUGACAGUAUCACCAAUGACAGCAUCAUCAAUGACAGUAACACCAAUGACAGUAUCACCAAUGACAGUAACACCAAUGACAGCAUCACCAAUGACAGUAUCACCAAUGACAGUAACACCAAUGACAGCAUCACCAAUGACAGUAUCAUCAAUGACAGCAUCACCAAUGAGAGUAUCACCAAUGACAGCAUUAGCAAUGACAGUAUCAUCAAUGAAAUUAACACCAAUGACAGCAUCAUCAAUGACAGUAUCACCAAUGACAACAUCACCAAUGACAGCAUCACCAAUGACAGCAUCACCAAUGACAGUAACUCCAAUGACAGCAUCACCAAUGACAGUAUCACCAAUGACAGCAUCACCAAUGACAGCAUCACCAAUGACAACAUCACCAAUGACAGUAACACCAAUGACAGUAACACCAAUGACAACAUCACCAAUGACAGCAUCACCAAUGACAGCAUCAUCAAUGACAGCAUCACCAAUGACAGCAUCACCAAUGACAGUAUCACCAAUGACAGCAUCAUCAACGACAGUAACACCAAUGACAGUAUCACCAAUGACAGUAACACCAAUGACAGUGAUUAA
Messenger RNA from Coregonus clupeaformis (lake whitefish), 4410 nucleotides. RefSeq lists its product as uncharacterized. Bases 1 to 4410 code for a protein of 1469 amino acids. NCBI's taxonomy places the organism in Eukaryota, Metazoa, Chordata, Actinopteri, Salmoniformes, Salmonidae. The transcript has 3 exons. The record is from RefSeq and is a predicted model, not a curated record.